Daldinia childiae is the source of this 327-nucleotide messenger RNA. RefSeq lists its product as uncharacterized. NCBI's taxonomy places the organism in Eukaryota, Fungi, Ascomycota, Sordariomycetes, Xylariales, Hypoxylaceae. The transcript has 2 exons. The record is from RefSeq and is a predicted model, not a curated record. The coding region runs from base 1 to 327 and encodes 108 amino acids.
AUGGUCUACACAAUAGUCGUGCACAUCCGCGCCAAGCCCGGCGCAGACAACAUCGCCAAGGUGCACGCCAAGCUCAACGAGGCCUCUGCCAUCUACUCCAAGGAUCGAGAGACCAUAUCUUGGUUCGUCAUGCAAUCGAUCCACGAUCCGCAAGAAUUCACCGUCGUGGAGCGCUUCGAAAACGAGGGGAGCCAGAAGUACCACCUGGAGAACCCGUACUGGAAGACCUUCGACCCGUUCGUGGUGCCUCUACUAGAGAAGCCUAUGGACUUGCGGCGGUACGAGGAGUUGGUUCCUAAGGCCGGCGAGGAGGCUUUGCUGAAAUAG